Colletotrichum phormii is the source of this 732-nucleotide messenger RNA. RefSeq lists its product as uncharacterized. Lineage: Eukaryota; Fungi; Ascomycota; Sordariomycetes; Glomerellales; Glomerellaceae. Gene Ontology annotation, molecular function: carbon-sulfur lyase activity. Bases 1 to 732 code for a protein of 243 amino acids. The transcript has a single exon. The record is from RefSeq and is a predicted model, not a curated record.
AUGUCUCACUCCACCGGCGAAGACCCUUCCAUUUUCCCCCUCACCGGCGGCUGCGCCUGCGGCAACAUCCGGUACUCCCUCAAUGCCCCGCCCAUGGUCGUCCACUGCUGCCACUGCACCUCCUGCCAGCGUGAGACCGGCACCGCCUUCGCCCUCAACGCCGUCGUCGAGGGAGACGGGGUGACCCUCCUACCGAGCAAGCCUUCGUCCGCCUCACCGCCGCUGCAGCCGCUGGCGUCUUUCCCGGCGUCUACCUUUGAUAGUUGGACUCCCAGGCGGCAGCAGCAGCAGUCCAGACCCGGCGACGCUGUCCACGAGACGAGCGAGAACAAGAGCAAGGGAAACGACGAUAACGGAAACCACCGCGUCGAGGCAGACAUCCCUUCCCCCGUGAUCCUCCCCGUCCCCGCCGACUCGGGCGCCCCUCAGCACAUUGCUCGCUGUCCCCUCUGUCUUACGCCCGUCUGGAGCAACUACGACGGCACAGGUCCCCUGAUGAAGUUCCUCCGCGUCGGCACCCUCGACGCGCCAGCUCUACUAGGCGGUCCGGACGUUUACAUUUUUAUGCGCAGCAAGCUGCCGUUCGUCGAGGUCGCUGACGAUGGUAAGCCUCGCUUUGAUGAAUUUUAUCCUACCAAGGAGGGUGUUUGGAACUCUCAGGGCCUUGCGCGUCGGGAGAAGCUGCUUGUUCGGAUCAGAGAGUGGAGGAAGGAGAAUGGACUGGCUGGAUGA